UGACGCAGAGCGCAACGCUUCUCAACCCAGACCAAAGGUCUCCAGCUCCACCGUGUUGCUUCUCUGCUAGGCCAGAUCGACUGAAUUAGAUUAUCGAUUACAUAAUUUUCUUUUUUAAAAUAAAAAUAAUAAACAAAACUAGUUUGGAUUUUUUUUAUUAAUUUUAAAUUAUUAUUUUGGUCGGCGAGGACUGUAACAUGCAGUUCAAAUCUUGGGGCGUUUGAUAUUCUGGUGGUUUUGUCAGAAGAAAAUUAAUACGUAGAAGAAGAAGAAGAAGAAGAGGAAGAGACCAACCGUUUUGGGAUCAGAAUUAGGGUUUGUUAUUUCUUACUUUUUGAUCGUUUCUAAUGUUAUUUUCUGGGAGUUACUUUUCACAAUGCCUAAAGCUUCUUCAACGCCUCGAAGCUCUGCUUAUCUUAGUGCUCUCACCCAGGAAAUCCAUAAGAAGCUUCAGAGGGCACUAGCUUCUCCUUCUCAAAGGCCCAACUUGUUGCAAGAGUUGUUUGCCGACAUAGCUCUGGAAGUUGAUGACCGAGCCAGAGAUAUAAUUCUCAGCAAGGAUGAAGAUCUUAUUUCUCCUGCUGAUGAUUGUGUUGAUGGUCCGUUGUGCUUUUAUGAUGUGCUUGCUGAUUAUUAUAUUCGGGUUCCUGAGAGUGGAAAAUCCAUCCUGGAAUUGAUUGUACAACUAUGGAGCCAGUCCUUUGCUUCUCACAUCUUUGCCCUCCUGUUCCACAAAUGGUUGUUUGAAGUGGAACUUGCCAGCUCUGAAGUCCUCCUUCGUUACUCAUCUGCACUUGUUCAAGGUGCUACAAAUUUAUUCUGGAUUGACAUCCAAACAAAUUCAAGACGUUUUCAAUCUUUGUUUCGUUAUCUUCUUGAGGAAGUGGUGUUGGAGCCGGCACGGUUAAAUAAGAUUCCUGUACAGGCACAGCGAGAUCUCUAUCUUUUACUUUCAAGGUUUAUAUUAUUUUAUAACUCGGUUGACGAGCUCGAAAGCUUCUUAAAGCAUAUUCCUGUGUUCCCAAAUGCUUUCCUAGUAGGUGGUCCAGCAGAUUUUUUUGUCAUUGAACUUGCAGACCAGCUUCAAAAGCUAAAGGUGGAACCAGUUCUACUACAUUACUUCUCACAAAUGAAAUUUCUUCAAGGCAUGGAACUAAGAAUGAGUACGAGCACAAGAUUGAAAAGUUGUUUGUAUAGCUUCACUUCACCUGGAGGUCCUAUGUAUCCCACUAGGGCUGUUCGUCAUGCUGCCUGGGAUGUGUUGGAUUUUCUUUUCCCGAUCGGCCGUUAUCCUCGUCAUCUCAUUAGCUUGUUUUUCAGACUGCUUUAUCCAUGGUAUUGGCCUUCCUCUUGUUGGAACUUUGUAAUGUCUUGCAUCAAGGCAAUAUUGUAUUCUGUGUUCGGCUUGAUCAUUUGCAGUUGGGAGAAGCUGAUAAAUUCUAAAAGGUCCUAGGGUGCUUCAAAUUUUCAAUUACAUCGUUCUGUAAAGGAUAAAACACGUGCCACUCUACGUAUCACUUUUGAUGUGUUUCAAUUUCAGCUUCAAAAGAUGUCUUCCAACAUUUAUACAUUA
Humulus lupulus (European hop) is the source of this 1573-nucleotide messenger RNA. RefSeq lists its product as uncharacterized. NCBI's taxonomy places the organism in Eukaryota, Viridiplantae, Streptophyta, Magnoliopsida, Rosales, Cannabaceae. The record is from RefSeq and is a predicted model, not a curated record. The coding region runs from base 377 to 1453 and encodes 358 amino acids. The transcript is spliced from 11 exons.